GCUGCUCCAGCCACGAUGGCCGCUCCGUGCUCCCUGUGGAUGGCGCUGGUCCUGCUGGGGGCCCUGGGGGUCCUGCCGGCCCCGGCUCUGGCCGGCUUCCAGCUGGACCAGUUCCUGGGGCGCUGGUUCGCCGUGGGCCUGGCCUCCAACGCCAGCUGGUUCCUGGAGCAGAAGGACUCCCAGUCCAUGUGCCUGGUCGUGGUGGCCCCGGCCGAGCCCGAGCAAGGGGAUGGAGUCCUCAACCUCACCACCAGCUUCCCCAGGAGAGAGGAGUAUGAGACGCGGAGCAUGCUGCUGUCGCCAACGAACACCCCCGGCCACUACACCUACACCAGCCCCUUCUGGGGCAACACGCAGGACCUGUGGGUGGAGGAGACGGACAGCGAGUAUGCACUGCUGUACACUGUGUGCGCCGGCGAGAACAACGGCUUCCACUUGGCCACGCUGUACAGCCGCACUGAGACCCCGGAGGACGCUGUGAAGGACAAGUUCACCGCCUUCGCCGCCGCCAAGGGCUUCCCCGAGGAGGACAUCCUCUUUCCGCCGUACACGGGUGAGGGGCCACCUCGGGCGGGCAGCGGGCUGCAGCCGGUCAGAGCGGACAGUCUCCUCGCUCCCGGAGGCCAGACCACCCUGAGCAGCGGCAUGGCCUACACAGGGGGCCCUGUCCUCCCCCACGACCGUGGCCCACAGCCCCCCUCCAACCAGCACCCCCGGGGGGCCAGGCCCUGUCGGCCCAGACUCAGGCGUCUCCAGCGGGUGGGGGCGGGCGCUGUGGGCACCGCGGCAGCAGCACUUUGGGGCCCGAACGUGGGCGCCCCGAGGCUCAGGCCCUGGGCCCUGGGGGUCAGGCCGCCUGUCUGCAGCGGGGGUUGGGGAGGGUUGGGAGUGAUGGAGCUGGGGAUGGGUGAGAGGUGGGAGGGGAGGGGCGGGAGUGGCCCUGACCCAGGCACUGACCGCUGCCGUCCCUCGCCUCUUUCUCCGCAGGCAAGUGCAUGGAUGUCUCGCAGUAGGCAGGUGACGGGCCCUCAGGACCUGGCCGGCCGCCCUGCUCCAUGCUCUCGGUGACCCCGAGUCCCAGCCCUGGCUCCCCGACCACCACUCCGGCCCUCGGCUUUGUCCUCCUCUGAGAAUAAAAUCUAAAGCAGCU
This is a messenger RNA of Pipistrellus kuhlii (Kuhl's pipistrelle), 1150 nucleotides long. RefSeq names its product prostaglandin-H2 D-isomerase. NCBI's taxonomy places the organism in Eukaryota, Metazoa, Chordata, Mammalia, Chiroptera, Vespertilionidae. Gene Ontology annotation, molecular function: small molecule binding. The record is from RefSeq and is a predicted model, not a curated record.